Messenger RNA from Rotaria sp. Silwood1, 888 nucleotides. The record is from the annotation of a GenBank genome assembly. Lineage: Eukaryota; Metazoa; Rotifera; Eurotatoria; Philodinida; Philodinidae.
AUGUGUUUUUGUAUCAAUUAUCGACGUUUAAAUGCUAUUACAAUUAAAGAUGCAUUUUCACUUCCUCGAAUCGAUGAAAUUUUUGAUGAAUUAUCCAAUGCAAUGUAUUACACUAAAUUUGAUUUUAAAUCAGAUAAAUAUGAAAUUGCUCGAACUCAAACAGAUUAUCUUGGAUAUAAUGUAAAAAAUGGUGAAAUUCGUCCAAGUCCUCAUAACAUAAAUGGUUUAUUAAAUACAAGAUUACUACAAACUUCAGAUGAAGCUUGCAAACUUGUGAAAGCAGCUGAAUAUUAUAGAAAAUUUAUACCAAAUUUUUCUCAAAUCGCCAAAUCACUUAGAAAAUUCGUACCAACUACACGAAAUCAACAAAGGAAAGGACAAAAACAAUUUCUUACAACCAAUUUAGUUUUACGACUUCGAAAUAAUAGAUUCCCUUUUAAAGUGCAAACAGAUACUUCAGAUGAGGAAAUCGGUGCAGUUUUAUUACAAAUCUAUCCAGAAGAAGAUAGACCUAUCGCAUAUCUUUCCAAGAAAUUUACUCAAGCACAACACCAAUGGCAUAACUUUUUAAGUGUAAUUAAACUUAUAUGGGAAACUGAUCAUAAACCAUUAACACAAUUAAAUCAAAAAGCUCAAAUUAAUAAACGAUGUGGACGAUGGAGAUUAAAAAUUUUAGAAUGUAAUUUCAAGGUGAAAUACAUUCCAGGUUUAACAAAUUCUAUGCCUGAUUAUUUAUCAAGAUCUCCAAUUCAUGAUGCUGAAGAAGAUCUCGAUGAAAUUAAACAUCUUAUUUCAACAUCAACACAAACCGAUUUUUUAAAUGUUAAUAAUCAUUCAUCUAUCGUUACAGCUGUUCAACCUCGUGCUAUGAAACCAAACUUCAAAUGA